AUGGCCGCCUCACGAGCUGCCAAUUUGGUGGAGAAAGCAGUUGGACAUGGUGAUAACGCAUCGAUCACUACUGAUGUCAGCAACUACCAGAAUGAACACGGCAUGGAAACUGGAGAAAAGAUCCUAGCCACUACUUGGCAAGGGAAAAAAAGCAUAAAACUCGUGGAAAUGAAGAAGCCAAGAAUAAUUGACCCAGGAGAUGUGAUCGUGAAGGUGACAGGGAGCACGAUCUGUGGAAGCGAUCUGCAUCUAUAUCAUGGGGUCAUUCCUGAACUCGAAAAGGGCGAUGUUCUCGGACACGAAUGCUGUGGCAUAGUAGAAACAACUGGACCUGAAGCAAACAAGGUCAAAGCUGGUGAUCGCGUAGUUGUUUCCUUCCCAAUUGCGUGUGGGGAGUGCCGGAACUGUCGACAUGAGAGGUUCUCCCAAUGUGAAAGAACCAACGAAAAUACGAUUGCAAAUGCCAUGUAUGGGAAGCGAACUGCUGGGAUCUUUGGAUACUCGCAUUUCACGGGAGGCUUUGCCGGUGGCCAGGCAGAGUACAUCCGGGUUCCAUAUGGCAAUGUCAAUUUGCUCCCCAUUCCCGCUGGUGUGCCUGACGAAAAAGCUCUCUACCUCUCUGAUGUCAUUGCUACCUCUUGGAAUUGUGUGGUAGAUACUGGUGUUAAAAAAGGCGACGUCGUUGGCAUUUGGGGUGGUGGCCCAAUUGGGCAGAUGUGUGCUCAGUUCUCUUUCUUCCAUGGAGCCAGUCGAGUUAUCUUGAUUGAUGGUGGUGAGGCUUCAUGGCGUUUGGAUUUCGUCAAACAAAAACUGCCCAAGCUAGAGACAGUUAACUUCACCCAGUUAUCAAAAGGCGAUUCCGUGACAUCGCGACUGAAGGAGCUGGUUCCCGAUGGUCUUGAUGUCGCUCUUGAGUGCGCUGCGGGUGAGUACGCCAAAGGGUGGGCACAUUACUUUGAACAAAUGUUGGGAAUGGAAACGGAUACAUCUGAACUAUUGAACGAGAUGAUCGUUUCUGUCCACGCAUACGGACGGGUUGGCGUAACAGGUGUCUAUGCAGGAUACACCAAUCAUUUCAACAUUGGGGCCUUGAUGCAGACCGGGGUGCGGCUUAUUGGCAAUGGCCAAGCUCCAGUGCAGAAGUACUGGCAGCAGCUCAUGGAACUCAUUCAAAAAGAUGAAAUCAAGCCCCUCGACAUGGUCACUCACCGACUUCGCCUCGAAGAUAUUGAAAAGGUGUACGAAGCCUUCGACAAGCGUCAAGGAAUGCAGAAAAUCUUUUUGCAAACCAAGUACUCCAAUCCCCCUGCACCUGGGGCUCCAGAGUUAACUUCACUAUGA
Penicillium riverlandense is the source of this 1341-nucleotide messenger RNA. Its product is annotated as zinc-dependent alcohol dehydrogenase. Gene Ontology annotation, molecular function: oxidoreductase activity; zinc ion binding. The transcript has 5 exons. Lineage: Eukaryota; Fungi; Ascomycota; Eurotiomycetes; Eurotiales; Aspergillaceae. The coding region runs from base 1 to 1341 and encodes 446 amino acids. The record is from RefSeq and is a predicted model, not a curated record.